ACUAAAGCGAAGCGCUGAAGCUAGAAUUUUUUACAAUUUGUAGAUAUUUUCUAUUUUUAAUCUAUUUAUUUACAUAUAUUACCUAUGAUGAAUAACAAAUUCGAUGCACUUAAGGAUGAUGACAGUGGUGAAGACAAAGAAGAAACAGAGAUUGCGGAUCAUAAAAAGUUGUCACGGGUUGUACAACGGGGUCCAGUAAAGCCUAGUCCUGGUGAACACAGACUGCAGUAUGCGUAUUCUUUAUGGUUCUCAAGGCGAACACCAGGAAAUAAAACUUCAUCAACUAACUAUGAACAAAAUAUUAAGUUGGUCGGUUCUUUUUGCUCAGUUGAACAGUUUUGGGCACUGUACAGUCAUUGUGUUCGACCGUGUGAUCUAUCUGGCCAUAGUGAUUUUCAUCUUUUUAAAGAAGGCAUAAAACCAAUGUGGGAGCAUGAUGCAAAUAAAGGUGGUGGAAAAUGGAUAGUUCGACUGAAAAAAGGACUUGCUUCAAGAUGCUGGGAAAAUCUGAUACUGGCUAUGCUUGGCGAACAGUUUAUGGUUGGAGAAGAGAUCUGUGGUGCUGUUGUGUCUAUACGAUUCCAGGAAGACAUAAUUUCAAUAUGGAAUAAAACUGCCAAUGAUCAAGCGACUACGAACAGGAUUCGAGACACUUUAAGACGAGUGCUGAACCUACCACCCAACACUAUAAUGGAAUACAAAACACAUAACGACAGUCUAAAGGAUAAUUCAAGCUUCAGAAACACUGACAUUUUCAUGAGAUAAACACUGCCAAUAGGAAGGACCCAGCUCUUUUCUAUUGUCACAACGUAUUAAUAGCAUUGAGCUGUACAUAUGUACGUCAGUUAAUCCGUUAUCAUGUUUUUGAUAUCUGAACUAUUUCACUGACUACAAUCAUCCCUUGUACAAUGCAGAACUGAUUUAAACAAAAGCCAUUGUAAUAUGUUGGUUAAGUAAAUGUUAAUUAACUUUUCUGAAAAAGGAAACUGUUAUUCCCCGCC
This is a messenger RNA of Saccoglossus kowalevskii, 1001 nucleotides long. Its product is annotated as eukaryotic translation initiation factor 4E type 2-like. The record is from RefSeq and is a predicted model, not a curated record. Gene Ontology annotation, cellular component: eukaryotic translation initiation factor 4F complex. NCBI's taxonomy places the organism in Eukaryota, Metazoa, Hemichordata, Enteropneusta, Harrimaniidae. Gene Ontology annotation, molecular function: RNA 7-methylguanosine cap binding; translation initiation factor activity. Gene Ontology annotation, biological process: translational initiation.